Molecule: messenger RNA, 2007 nt
Organism: Lasiosphaeria miniovina
Lineage: Eukaryota; Fungi; Ascomycota; Sordariomycetes; Sordariales; Lasiosphaeriaceae
Exons: 2
Coding region: 1-2007 (668 amino acids)
Molecular function (GO): NADP binding; N,N-dimethylaniline monooxygenase activity; flavin adenine dinucleotide binding
Source: RefSeq, a predicted model, not a curated record
AUGGCCUCAGACGAGAGCAAGGAGAGCAAGACGACCGGAGGAGAGAGCCAGGACGACGGAACCAACCUCAGGCUGCAGCGGAAGUAUGCCGAAGAAGCCGCAAAGCGUUUUCGGUCGGAUGGCGUUGCACAGUUUGUCGACCUCAAGGAUGCCUCUUCCGACCGAGUUCGGGCAUUGAAGGACGACUCGUGGGCCGACCAUAGUGCUCUGAACGCAAAGCUAGCGGUCAAGGGCGGGGCAAGAUACAAGUUCAUCAUCCUUGGCGCCGGGUACGGCGGCCUCAUCUAUGCGGCAAAUCUCGUCAAAUCCGGCGUCGCGAGCGGGGGAGGCGGCGUCCUGUUUCUCGACGCCGCGGGCGGAUUUGGUGGAACUUGGUAUUGGAACCGGUACCCCGGCUUGCACUGCGACAUCGAGAGCUACAGCUACAUGCCGCUGCUCGAAGAGACGGGGUACAUACCCAAGAACAAGUAUGCGGAUGGCCCGGAACUUCUCGAUCACGCAAAUCGGAUCGCGAAGCAUUUUGGUCUCGACGACAAGGCGCUUUUCCGCACGACUGUCCAGAGUGCUCGUUGGAAUGACGAGUCAAAGGUGUGGCAUAUCAGCAUUACCGAAGACCGGGGGCCCGAAGAAGAGAGCCGGCGCCUGGAGCUCGAAGCGCAGUACUUUUUCAUCGCCUCAGGGGUCCUGACCGUGCCACACGCACCCAAGAUCCCCUCCCUUGAGACCUUCUCUGGGCCCAUGUUCCACACCUCGCGCUGGGAUUAUUCCGUCAGCGGAGGCAAGCCGGACGAUUGGAAUCUGACCGGCUUGCAAGGCAAGCGGGUGGGAAUCAUCGGCACCGGCGCAACGGCCAUCCAGGUAGUGCCCCACCUGGCCAAAUCGGCAAAGGAGGUAUACGUGUUCCAACGGACGCCGUCUUCCGUCUCGUGGCGUGGGCAGCGGCCGACUGAUCCCGAGGAGUGGAAAACAAAGAUCGCGGCCACGAAGGGCUGGCAAACCGCGAGGAUGAAAAACAUGGACAGGUUCCUCACCGACGCUGCCCGAGAAGGGGAGGAGAACCUGGUGGCAGACAGCUGGAGCCACGUGACAGCCUACUCAGCCCUUGUCGGGUCCCCGAGAUGGGGAAUCGUCGAACCGACGCCCGAGAAGAUUGGCGAGCACGUUGCGAGGCUGUACAGGCUUGACCAGCCGUACACGGAGCAGGUGCGAGCGCGGACGGCAGCGAUUGUCAAGGACCCGGACACGGCAGCCAGGCUCACAGCAUGGUAUCCGAGCUGGUGCAAGAGGGUGACAUUUAGUGACGAGUAUCUACAGGCUUUCAACCUGCCCCACGUCCAUCUCGUUGACACAGAUGGCAAAGGGGUCGACUCGGCGACCAAGGACGGGCUGGUCGUCGCCGGCAAAGAGUACCCGCUCGACAUUAUUGUGCUGGGCACAGGCUUCCGCACGCCGGGCCACGGCGGCGGCAACCCGGCGGAGCGGGCGGACAUCCGCGUCUUUGGGCGCGAGGGCAAGUCGCUGCACAACAAGUGGGACGAGCAGGGCGCAUCGACACUCCACGGACUGUAUACCGGCGGCUUCCCCAACCUGUUCUUCUCGGCCGUGGCGCAGACGGGCCAGGCCGCCAAUUUCGUCUUCACGGUGACGGUCUGGGCCGAGCACAUGGCGCAGGUCAUCGCCGAUGCCGAGCGAGCAGCUGGUCCGCGUGCCGUCGUCGAGGUUAAGAAGGAGGCCGAGGAGGCGUGGGCUGUCGAAAUCGUGAAGCGCGCUGCGUGGUACACGAGCAUCUCGGGCUGCACGCCGGGCUACAUCACGUCUGAGGGGCAGGCGUCGCAGACGCCCGAAGACGCGGCCGAGAUGGUGAAGAAGGCGAGAAGUUCGGGCUGGAGCGAGGGUAUGGAGUCGUUCAUCCGGCUGCUGGAGAAGUACCGAGCUGAAGGGUCGCUCAGGGCUUUUGAAGUUGGGUCGGCGGCGGCAUCGGCGGCGGCGGCGGCGGCGUCGUCGUAG